UGGUCAGUCGUUGUAAAACCUCUGUAUGAUCGAAUGAAACAUGAAGAAAAACAGUUAAACGAACAUAUAGCUAAAAUUAAUAACCUUAGAUCUCCUCAAAUUAACUUAACACCAAUUAAGGAUCAUUUAUCUAGUUCGAACGCUAAACGUAGUAAUGUUAAUGAUGAUACGACUAUGAAAAACGAACCAUUUUAUUUUAAUCCAGAAGCAAACAUUUCUAUGGUUACAGAUCCCGCAGUUGAAAAUAUGUUUAAUUUUACUUUAACACCGCAGCCUAAGAAAGGUUCAGGUUUAUAUAAAGAUGUAAUACCGCAAACACAAUUAGUUUAUUAUGACGACCCGAAUGAACUAAAGAAUUACGCGAAAGAAAUAUUAUAGUUUAAUGACAACCUUAAAGAGUAUAGCUAAUGAGCUUCAUCGACCAGCGAG
This is a messenger RNA of Aphis gossypii (cotton aphid), 429 nucleotides long. RefSeq lists its product as uncharacterized. Bases 34 to 378 code for a protein of 114 amino acids. Lineage: Eukaryota; Metazoa; Arthropoda; Insecta; Hemiptera; Aphididae. The record is from RefSeq and is a predicted model, not a curated record. The transcript is spliced from 2 exons.